Zygosaccharomyces rouxii is the source of this 450-nucleotide messenger RNA. It is a transcript of the gene NKP2, whose product is annotated as Nkp2p. NCBI's taxonomy places the organism in Eukaryota, Fungi, Ascomycota, Saccharomycetes, Saccharomycetales, Saccharomycetaceae. Bases 1 to 450 code for a protein of 149 amino acids. The record is from RefSeq and is a predicted model, not a curated record. The transcript has a single exon.
AUGUCCUCUGAACAACUCCUUGUAAGGCAUGUCAGGGAUAAUCUAAUCACUCACAAACAUACAUUAGAAGAAUUUGCCCAACUAGUGGCGCAACACCAUCGAAGUAAACACGAGUCUGAGCCUGAUGAAGCUACUAUAAAAGAUUGGUAUACGAAGUACGAGCAACAGGAUGACGCUGCCUUACAACUAUCGGAACAGAGAAUUGAAAAUUUCUUGAAUGAUGCUAGACAGGCGCAAUUGCUCGAACUGGAGAAAUCACAACUUGCUGAGUCUUUUUCUUUGGAAGAUGUCGUUAACAAGCUUUAUCAUGUGGACCAAUUGUUAGAUAAAAGAUUGGCAUACAUGAAUGAAUCUAUGAAGGAUAAUGUAACAGAAUUACAAAAAUUCAAUGAAUUGUUGGAGUUAGCCAACUCCACUAAAACGGAUGAUGACGAAGAUAUAAGCUCCUAA